Phragmites australis (common reed) is the source of this 1198-nucleotide messenger RNA. RefSeq names its product CASP-like protein 2U1. Lineage: Eukaryota; Viridiplantae; Streptophyta; Magnoliopsida; Poales; Poaceae. The record is from RefSeq and is a predicted model, not a curated record. The transcript has 2 exons. Bases 213 to 773 code for a protein of 186 amino acids.
AUGAUAGCCUGAGGAAAGCGAAGUUCCACAGAGGACCCCAGAGGCCACAUUCCCACUAGCUACUACCAGCUAGUGCCUAGUGUGGAAGCUUUCCUGCUAUAACAAUGGACAUGGAUGGAGCCAAGCCAUCAGUGAUCAGUCCCGUGAACCUCCACUCUCUCUCUCUCUCUCUCUAGAACUUUGCUUCCCUCUGGUUGCUGCACAGCACCACCAUGAGUGGCAAUGUGGAGAGGAAGGUGAAGCUGGCGGAGGUGUCCCUGAGGGCCCUCCUCUGCGGGCUGGGCGCCCUGGCGGCGGCGCUGGUGGCCACCGACAGCCAGACCAGGACCUUCUUCUCCUUCCAGAAGAAGGCCAAGUUCACCGACAUGAAAGCCAUGGUGUUCUUGGUGAUUGCCAAUGGCGUGGCCGCCGGGUACAGCCUGCUGCAGGCGGCGAGGUGCGGCGUCGCCAUGGCGAGGGGCAGCCCGCUCCUCAGCAAGGCCCUGGCCUGGUCCGUCUUCUCCUGCGACCAGGCGUUGGCGUACGUGAUGCUGGCUGCGGCGGCGGCGGCGCUGCAGGCGUCGGUGGUCGCGAAGCGCGGGCAGCCGGAGCUGCAGUGGAUGGGGAUCUGCAGCCUCUACGGCGCGUUCUGCAGGCGGGCCGGCGGGGGCGUCGCCAGCGCCGUCGCCGCGGGCCUCGCCGCCGUGCUGCUAGCCUUCCUGUCGGCGUUCAACCUGUUCAGGCUCUACGGCAAAAGCGGCGGCGGCGGCGCUAGGAAUGUCGCGACGUGGUAGCUUAGUGUAGCGCAUCUUCGGUGCUUCAAGGUGGCACGUGUGUCGUGGUGCCUCUAUUGCAACAUCAUCGGACAGAUGACGUGUGAAUUUAGCCACCCAUGCUUAGCUAAUUAAGCAUCGAUGCUUGUGUGGGUGCUAAAUUCCUCAAGAAGUACAAGACCAGGCAACAUACUCAUGCCACUACCCAACGAUUUUAUAUUAUAUACAUCUCUUGUAUAUGUACAACGUAAUCUUAUUAAGACGGACGUGGAUGAUUGCUUAGAAAUUUGCAAGAUUAAGUUCAAUCGUGGUAAGUGGACUGGGCUCUGGUGUUAGAUAGAAACCACUUUUGAGUUCCCUGAACAAAUGGAGUCACAUUCUCUAGCAGAAGCAACAUCCAUGCUUUGCAUAUGUAUGAUGUAUGUUAACAACUUUGUUAAUUUUCA